UCAAUAAUCUAUUCACUAAUAAAUAAAUCUUAACAUGUUGAUAACAUCCUUAUCUUGUGAGGAAUAUAUUUCUGCUGUUAGCUAUAGCAUUCUGCCCUCACAGAACUGAUGUUUCAUUUUUUACUUGCUUUCUUCAUCUUCAAGAUAUCUCAGGCUUUCAGAUUAAAUUCACAAUAGACUUCCCAAAUUGGAUCUAUUAUUUGAAAAUUUUUCCAGAUAUUUUUUAUUUGUUUGAAACUUUUUGUGUUAAUUCUUCCUGAAGUAAACUAUGCCUGUUGCUCAAAGCAUCUCAGAUGUUGACCCCAGUGUAUUUGAAGGCCUGCAGUCUGAGGAGGAUCAAAUCUGCACUGUAGAAGCAACCACACCAACUGGCUUGGAAGAUGUUUGUGCUGAGGAAGCCCAAGAGAAGCUUGGCGUCAAGGCCCACACAUCCACAGGCAGAGCGUUUUUUGAUGUGCCAAUCAGCAAACUUUCAGAGGUUCUCAAGUUGCAUUCUGCUGAGAAUGUUAAUGUGGUGGUGCACAUGCAAACAAGCUUUCCCUUUACUAGCAUCAGGGAAGAUUGCUUCUCUGCUCUAUACUCAUUGGUUGAGCGUCCGCUCUGGCGCAAGGGCAUGAGAGCCUGGCAGCAUGUUUUUGAGCCUCUGGAGAGUGACCCAUUUGCAUGUGAUAUGCCUCUCUGCCAAGCCUAUCAGGAGCCCAACCCUGUACUGGACCUGAGACUUCUGAAGAAGGGCUCACCUGUUGCCCUCAACCUCCCCGAUAACAUAAGGCAGCUCAGAGAGCAACAUGCUCAAGCCUACAUCAAUGAUAAGACCAAGUGCAAAAAAGAUGCAGGACUUGCAGAGAAAACACCUCCUGAAGAUAUAGAAGUUCAAGUGACUUCAUCUGACUGUUCAAGUACUGUUGCUUCUGCAUCCAAUAAAUUGUCGUCAGGUUUUGGUGACGAGUCUCUUAUCAACUCUCUUGAUGGAUGUAAAAUUGUCGGUCAUAAUUCAACUACCAUGCUAAAUUCUGAGGACCAAUUACAAUGCUCUACCAAAACACCGGGAACAAUUGACACUGACAGCAAUGGUGCGAAUGCUGUUUUAACAAAUACUACAGACGACGAUCAUUUUCGUACGCACGGUCACCAGAGUUUAAAGCAAGCAGGUCAAAGUUCAGUGGAAGGAAACUCUCAUCCAAAUUCAUUCAUGACCGACGCAGAGGUAACUAGCCCACCACCUCGGACCACCUCUCGAGAUAAUAGCUCUGGUCCAAGCUUCAGAGUUUGUUGUAACAGGUCUGGUACGGAGCACGUGUUUGGUUCUCCGGAAGCCGCGCGUCAGUUAGGAGCUGCGCUCAACGAUCGCUUUAGAUGGCCUGUGAAACUCAAGGACUUCCUGGUGGAGGUUAUCCUUAACAUCGCUGAUAAUUUUGUGUACGUGUGCCUGGCGCUGACGAGGGAGCCUCUAUACCGUCGCAACCUUGUCUGCUUCGGCCCCACGAACCUGCGAGCGACGCUGUGCUACGCUCUACUGCACCUCGCCGCGCCGCAGCCCGGCGACCUCGUGCUCGACCACAUGUGUGGCGGCGCCUCCAUCACCAUUGAGGGUGCGCUGUGCUUCCCCGCUUGUUACCACGUAGGCGGGGAGCUGCACAGCAAGGCUGUGGACCGCGCGGCCACCAACCUGCAGCACGCAGAACUGACGAGGGGCGUGGCUCUGCCUGCUGGGCUGCUGCGCUGGGACGCUACCAAAAUACCCUUCAGAGACAGCUGUGCUGACGUGAUCGUGUCAGACCUGCCCUUCGGUAAGCGCUCUGGCAAGAAGGCAGACAACCGCUCGCUGUAUCUCCUGGCACUGCAAGAGACUGCCAGAGUGACGCGGCCUGGUACUGGCAGAGCUGUGCUUCUCACACACGACCGCAACAGUCUCAUUAAGAACUUGGCUCACGUCCGCGAGUACUGGCGCAACCCGUCGGUGCGGACCAUCAACAUCGGCGGUCUACAUGCCGGAGUCUUCUUCCUACUCCGGACCGCGGCGCUCUACAAGAAGCCUUCCACGCUACCUCGCUGUUAUCAUAGCCUUGGUCACGGAUCAUAGCCUUGUUAUAAAACUCUACCUAAGCUGCUGAUCGUCUAACGGUAUCUGUGAAUGUCAUGAAAAUUACAAUAGAAUUGAAUUAUGAAUAGAUUGUAAGAACUGGA
This is a messenger RNA of Hyalella azteca, 2187 nucleotides long. RefSeq names its product THUMP domain-containing protein 3-like. The coding region runs from base 269 to 2083 and encodes 604 amino acids. Gene Ontology annotation, biological process: tRNA methylation. The record is from RefSeq and is a predicted model, not a curated record. Gene Ontology annotation, molecular function: tRNA (guanine) methyltransferase activity; RNA binding. NCBI's taxonomy places the organism in Eukaryota, Metazoa, Arthropoda, Malacostraca, Amphipoda, Hyalellidae. The transcript is spliced from 10 exons.